AUGGAGCUGUCUGAACAGGAAGAGGCCUGCAUGGAGGAGCAGAAGGGAGGGGGACAGUGGACCCAGCCAAGGGCUGAUGGAUGGGAGAUCCAGCAGGCAGCGGAGGAGAGACUGGGGGUGACGCCCACUCUGGGGGGCGGGGUCCCUGCCCUCCUGGGAAUCUCGGAGGAGGAGUGGGCGGGAGGAGAGGGAGCAAUCGGCUCGUACGUAAAGAAGCCGGACAGGGUGGUCCGGCACACGCCCAUCUGGCGGGGGGGCCGCAGCCUGCGGGCAGCCCUGUCCUCCUCUGAACCGUGGGGCGGUCUACCCCGGGGCCAGGCUGUGCCCAUGGCGGCUUCUGUGAUGGGCCUGGGGGCCUCACCUAUCCUAAGAGCCGACCCCUCCUACAGCCUCUCCCAUGUCGUGUCCAGACUGCAGGCUGCAGCCCGGGACGGUUCCCGGAGGCCAGGAGCUGCUGCGGGCUGGAGCCAGAUGCACAGGCGAGCCCGGCCCGGCUGGCCAAGUGUCUCCAAGCCCAGGCCCUGCGAGGGAGAGGGCACCACCUUGACCUUCAUCCUCACUUGUGCCUCCUCGAUUUGGGCUUCUCCUGAGAGGCAGGAAGCAUUGUGCAACCUCCAGGCUCCACGGAGGACCUGGAGGCCACUCGAAUCUCCAGGAGAACCGUCCAUCGGGGGCGCGGAGAGGACCACAGAGGACAGGCGGGAGCUGGGGCCGGUCUGCCUCCUGCCCCGGAAGCAGGAGAGGCAGUUCGGGGAGCCCGAGGAGAGUACUGGAGGCCAACCAUGGUGCAGGAGUGGAGAGAGCAUAUACCGCUUCAGUGCAUUUAACGCUUCAGCUGAGGGCAAGAUGCAGCUGUUGGCAGCUGGAGGUCCACCUGGCACGCUCCGAAAUGUGAGAUCCAAGGAGACGUGGAGCUGCGGGCCCUACGCAUCCACCAUGAGGACAUCUUCUCCCGCCGUCUGGUGCCCCGCCCGCUGCCACAUGCAGCGCUGGUCCUGCAAGCGCUGUCUGGCAGAGCGGCUCCCUGUGUGA
Messenger RNA from Rangifer tarandus platyrhynchus (Svalbard reindeer), 1032 nucleotides. The record is from the annotation of a GenBank genome assembly. Lineage: Eukaryota; Metazoa; Chordata; Mammalia; Artiodactyla; Cervidae.